UCUCUCUAUAUCACACACACAUUACGAGACGACUCUUCGGAAUCGCCUGUUGCAGAUUCCUUCAUUUUCUCUCUGUGCAAGAGUGUAGUUUCAGACCCAGAAAGAGACUAAUUCGUACAUUGGCUGUGGAUUUGAAAAAGAAGUGAGGUGGAAACUUGUUUUUUAGGAAGGAUCAAUGAAAACAAAUGAGACUCACAUCACAUGAAUUUUUCCUUUCGACUACUCUUCUAGAUCACGGGGUGCCCUGUUUCAUUUUCGCACCCAGAAGACCAGAGAACACGAGGGUUUGGAAAGCUGCAGUACGUAGCCACCGUUUCCAUUUACCAUUUGUGUUUCAUUGGGUUUCAGGGGACGGACCUUUUCCAUUUACCAUUUGUGUUUCAUUGGGUUUCAGGGGACGGAGGUUCUCGAGGUGUGUUUUUCAUGAAAACUUAGCUCGCUCCAAGGAGAGAAGGAAUUUCUGUUCUUUGAUGACAAAAUGAAGGGUUGAAGGAAACUAACAAGUGGGUCUUCACAGUUUAGUAGUUUCAAGUGCAGAUAGGUUUAUUGCUUUUCUUCCCUGAGAGUGACGGUGGAUUUCGAGGGAAGCAACCGUCGCGAACAGAAUUUAAAGCGGCAGUUACGCGGGAGUUUCGAUAAGGGACUUAGUUUCUUGAAGUGGGCUUCUGCGAGUGGAAGAGCGAAAUGGGUUGUUCGAGCUCUAGAAGCGAUAGGAACGAAGCUCUACGACUCUGUAAGGAGCGGAAGAAAUUUAUUGAGCAAGCAAUCGAUUCUAGGUACGCUCUUGCAGCUGCUCACCUCUGUUAUGUUCAAUCUUUCCGAAACAUUGGUACUGCGCUUCGGCGAUUUGCAGAGGCCGAGGUCUUGACGGAAUCAUCCCUCUCUAAUUCUGCAACUGAACUUGAUAAAACCCCUUCUCACUCCUCUUACCCAUCUCCAUCCCCUUCCCACAUUGCUGAGACUCUGGAUUCACCAUUGCACAACGAAAGUCCCAUUUCAUCUCCACUCCCAAACUUUAGUUACAUGAGAUUGGGAGGAACUGCUGCGGUGACUGUUAGUAUUGAUUCAUCUUUGGAUGGUUUCGUGGAGGAUGAGUUCCUGAACUUCCCCCCACCCCCACCUCCCCCUCCACCUGGGGCCGGAUUUUCGUGGGACUAUUUUGAUCCUGCUGAUGAAACAGAACGCUUCAGAUUUUAUGGUGGGAAGGGAUUUGAUAGGAAUAUGUCGGAGUUGAGACAGUUCAGAGAAGAAGUUGUUCCUUUUAUCGAUGGGGCAGGGGAGCAAUUGGAGAAGACUGAUCCAAACUGGAACGGUGAAAUCCUUACAAGAUCUGAACGGAGGCCUGCAACUUCUGGGGAUUCAGCUGCUCGAUCAGGAAGUAAAGCUAGCAGCCAAUUGGUGAUGCCAAAUGCAGAUUCUUUCAGUGAUAUUACCUCAGAAGCACAACCGGUUGAUGAUGGAAAACUGCUGCAGUCCAGUCUUAAUUGCAAAGGUUUGGCUGAAGCUUUGGUUGGCAAUGUUGUUCUGGAGCAAUCAAAUUCUGGGAAAGAGAGGACAGAGCUAGAGAAAGAGCUAUCUGCUGAUAGGGAGGAUCCUUCUGAGUUCAUCACCCACAGGGCUAAAGAUUUUUUGUCAAGCAUGAAGGAUAUCGAGCAUCGUUUCUUUAGAGCAUCCGAAUCUGGCAAGGAGGUCUCUAGAAUGCUUGAAGCAAAUAAAAUCCGUCUCAACUGUACUCAGACCAAAGGGAGUUCACCUAACUCUGUACUUGUGUCAGCCUGUGAUCUAGUCUGUUGCCAGCGUCAAAACACACUUCUUACUGAUGAUACUCCACAACAUACGACAAAACUUAUUGCUUGGAACCGGUCAACAUCUUUUCAAUCAUCUUCAUCUAGGAAUCGUCUUGCAACGGCUUCAAAAGAUGAAAUUGACGACAGUGGGAGUGAAUUUAUUGAAGAGUUUUGCAUGAUCUCAGGGAGCCAUUCAUCCACCUUGGACCGAUUGUAUGCAUGGGAGAGGAAACUCUAUGAUGAAGUUAAGGCUGGUGAGUCCAUCAAGAAAGUGUAUGAUCAGAAGUGUGACCAGCUGAGGCACCAAUUUGCUAGGGAUCUAAGCCCCAGAGUGGUUGACAAGACUCGGGCAGUUGUGAAGGAUCUCCAUUCACGAAUAACAGUGGCUAUUCAUGCGGUUGAUUCAAUAGCAAAACGAAUUGAAAAACUAAGGGAUGAAGAGUUGCAACCACAGCUCGUGGAGCUGAUACAGGGAUUGAUUCGGAUGUGGAAGGCAAUGCUUGCAUGCCAUCAUGCACAAUAUAUCACAAUUUCACUUGCCUACCAUUCAAAGAGCUCAACAUCAGGACCUGGUCAGGGUGAUUCUCACAGGCAGGUGUUGGCUCAUCUCCAGCAUGAGAUUGAAUGCUUUGGCUCAAGCUUCAGAGACUGGAUUGAAGCUCACAGAUCUUAUGUAGAAGCUCUCAAUGGCUGGCUCCAAUAUUGUAUUUUACCACCUAAAGAGCGCUCUAAGGGAAGUAGAGUCUUCUGCCCUCGCCGGGCUCUGGCCCCACCUAUUUUUGUUCUGUGCCUUGACUGGUCAGCUGGAAUCAGAGCCCUGCCCUCAGGAGAGCUCACCGAUGCCAUCAAAGCCUUAGCAUCUGAUGUGAGCAAAUCAAUGGAGCAGCAGGCAGAGGAUCAACAAAAGAAACAAGGAUCCCCAGAUUCAGAUGACGGUGGAGGAUCAGAAAAUAGAGAGAAUGAGAGGCAUGAAAAUACGUCAAACUUGGGCAGCAUACACUCAGGUUUGAUUAAGGCCUUUGACCGGCUGACCAAGUUUGCAGAGGCUUCCUUAAAAAUGUAUGAAGACAUUCGACAGGGAAGUGAGGCAGCUAGGAUUGCAUAUACAAGUUGCAGAACUACUAGUUUGUGAGGAAGGGUGUUUCAAUUAAAUUAUAGGUGCAAAAAACUUCAGACAACUUAUUGAAUAAACUCGCUUGCUGGUUACUUGGUUUUGUGUUCCUUAAAAUGAGAUUCAGUGUAGAUAAAAAGAAAUAUUUUUUUGGUAGGACCAUCGGAAUCUGUAAAAAUUUAUGAUUAAUGAAGCUCAAUGUUUUUUUUUUU
Molecule: messenger RNA, 3110 nt
Organism: Macadamia integrifolia
Lineage: Eukaryota; Viridiplantae; Streptophyta; Magnoliopsida; Proteales; Proteaceae
Product: protein ALTERED PHOSPHATE STARVATION RESPONSE 1-like
Exons: 5
Coding region: 685-2919 (744 amino acids)
Source: RefSeq, a predicted model, not a curated record